AAUUUAAUAUCAGAUAUGGGCAUGGACUCAUGGAGUCCGCAGAUACCAGUCCGCAGUUUAUCCUGUCCGGUCCGCACUUUCAAUCGCUCCAUGUACGAAACGGUCCGCAUUUUAUCCCUAAGUCCACGAAAAAUCUGUCAAAAAAUUUUGGGCCAGUCCGCAGGUGAAAGUCCGCAGUUUCUCCUGUCCGCAGUCCGCGGUCCGCGUCCGCAUUUUAUCCUGGCCCUGUUGAUGAUCCAUGACUCUGGCCUUGGUUUAUCCCGUGUUGCAGCGUCCGCUACAGUACGCGCAAUUAAAGCAAGAAAACCGUUUCCAACCCGUGCUGCCCUUGUUCUUACUCCUAGUGCAUUGAAUCGAGUGAAACAACUUACUGAAGGCAAAGAUGAUCAUGUUGGUUUAAGGAUAGGUGUGAAGCAGCGGGGUUGCAAUGGCUUUAGUUACACUUUAGAUUUUGCAGCACAAAAAGACAAAUUUGAUGAAGAAGUACUUCAAGAUGGAGUUCGUAUUUUUGUUGACAUCAAAGCGCAACUUCAUCUUCUAGGAACAGUAAUGGAUUAUGUUGAAAAUGAACUUUCAUCAGAAUUUGUAUUCAAUAACCCCAACAUCAAGGGAACAUGUGGCUGUGGAGAAAGUUUCUCUGUGUGAUAAAAAUGAUUUGUAGAACCUUAAUUGACUGUACAUAUUUAAAGGGUUAGUACAUACAUAGAUGAUAACAGCAAUACAUAGUCAAAUACC
Daphnia magna is the source of this 735-nucleotide messenger RNA. Its product is annotated as iron-sulfur cluster assembly 1 homolog, mitochondrial. Bases 16 to 645 code for a protein of 209 amino acids. The record is from RefSeq and is a predicted model, not a curated record. Gene Ontology annotation, biological process: iron-sulfur cluster assembly. Lineage: Eukaryota; Metazoa; Arthropoda; Branchiopoda; Diplostraca; Daphniidae. Gene Ontology annotation, cellular component: cytoplasm; mitochondrion. The transcript has 5 exons. Gene Ontology annotation, molecular function: 2 iron, 2 sulfur cluster binding.